AGUAACUAUUACCUAUCAAUCAGUCUGUCUUUUGUUGUCACUUUCAUCUUGUCUACGCGAAGCAGUCUCCGACUUACCAAGAUAUCAAAGUUUAGAGAGAAGACCAAACAGAACAAAAAGAGAGAGAGAGAGAGAGAGAUGAGGCUGUUCGAUCCCUGGCCAGUGUUCUUCAAGAGAGAAUGGAAACGUUGUUGGCCGUUUCUCACUGGAUUCGCCGUUACCGGCGUCCUCAUCACCAAGCUCACCGCUGGACUCACCGAGGAAGACGCCAAGAACUCCAAGUUUGUCCAACAACACAGGCGGUGAUCUACUGAUGUGAGUUGUAGAAGCGAGUAGGCUAAGCGUUCUUAUGGAAACUACCCUCUUGAACAAUGCAAAUUCUACUUUGUUGAUCCGAUUUUUUCCCUAUAUGUUUGAAAUGGAUUUCUUCCUCUCUUUUUGUUCCCCCAAUAAGAAUAUAUGGUUAAGUAAGCC
Messenger RNA from Arabidopsis arenosa, 474 nucleotides. NCBI's taxonomy places the organism in Eukaryota, Viridiplantae, Streptophyta, Magnoliopsida, Brassicales, Brassicaceae. The record is from the annotation of a GenBank genome assembly.